CGUACGCACGUGUCGCGCCGCCACGCCGCGCUUUGUUUACGGACACCACGUGUUGUGUGCUCGUACUAAACUAAAUUCACGGUACGUAGAUUCACUUUGAACGUUAUUUAAAAACUAAUAUUAAGUGUGAAUAUUUUUAGAAGUAAUUUGUGGGUUGUUUUUGACUUUUAAUGAUGGUUUUGAAGUGUUUGUAAAAGUGGUUUGAGUGAUGGAGGUGGUGGGUAGACCUGUUCAUGCCAGGACUGGACUGGCGUUUGUUCUGAUGCUGCUGACCGUGGCGGAAGUGCCAGGAUAUGUGGACACGGAGGAGUUUAUCAGCGAUCUCGACAAACCAGUGCCCACGGCGCACGUGCAAGGAGUGCUGGGCAAGAAGGCAGCGCUGCCCUGCGACAUCCAGCCUCUGGCGGCUGGCGACCACGUCUCGAUGGUGCUGUGGUUUAAGGAGGCCGAUGGAGAGCCUCUCUACAGUUAUGACGUCCGCGGCCGGCUCGCCAGCCAGCCCAAGCUAUGGUCGUCGCCGACGGUGUUCGGGACCCGAGCGUACUUCCGAGCGGCGGCGAGCCCGGCCGUGCUGUUUCUGGAUGCUGUGGGGCCCGGCGACGCUGGUGUCUACCGCUGCCGAGUGGACUUCAAGAACUCGCCGACGAGGAACUCGAGGCUCAAUUUUACUGUCAUCACUCCACCCAACAGGCCUGUGAUAAUGGACGCAAAGACCAGGGACCAAACGCGACUGUUGGAGCCCUACAACGAAGGAGACACCCUAGAGCUCAUCUGCGAGGUACACGGGG
This is a messenger RNA of Ostrinia furnacalis (Asian corn borer), 788 nucleotides long. RefSeq lists its product as uncharacterized. The transcript has 4 exons. The record is from RefSeq and is a predicted model, not a curated record. The annotation marks the transcript as partial. NCBI's taxonomy places the organism in Eukaryota, Metazoa, Arthropoda, Insecta, Lepidoptera, Crambidae.